AUAUGUUCUAAUAAUCUUUUUUGAAGACUUUAUCAAAAAUCAUGGUCUACCGGCAUUCAAAAUCAGACAGAAUCCUUUUUCAAGUAACCCAAGGCCGCAAUAGUUUUACAGCUUUUGAUAAUGGACACCGCAUGAUGCUUGGACCGUCAACAAUGUACGUGGAGCGUAAGUUCCCCAUGCAGUACAUCAUCGAGAACAUUGAAGAAAUUCCCCAUGAGUUUCCUUUGAGUUUUGUUAAUGAAAGAAUGUCCUUCGUGGGAUUUAUUUCUAGGUAUCACCAUUAUAGAGGGCACCACUGUAUAUAUAAACAAGAAAGAAAUGAUGCUGAAAUAUACGUUGGAUUUUACCUUGAUUACGAUAAUCCUUAUUCAUACUUUACCUGGGGAGAUGUGCGUCUUGGGAAGUUCAUCUGCCUUCACGAUCCCAGAAUUCACUAUUUUCUAGAUGCAUCUGUCGGAAAACGUGUCAAAGAAAGCAGCGAGGCCUUCUUUUUGAUGUCUGAAUUCCUUGACUCUUUGAUUAGACUUUGUGCUUGCUUUAUAAAAUACAUAAGUGUAUAUACUCUUUUAGUGUCUGGUUGUGAUGGUUUCCUUAAAUAA
Messenger RNA from Saccostrea echinata, 599 nucleotides. RefSeq lists its product as uncharacterized. The record is from RefSeq and is a predicted model, not a curated record. The coding region runs from base 42 to 599 and encodes 185 amino acids. Lineage: Eukaryota; Metazoa; Mollusca; Bivalvia; Ostreida; Ostreidae. The transcript has 2 exons.